AUGCGAGUAAUACGGGAGAAGGUCGGGGACUCUAUGUUAAUUGCUCGACGCCUACUGGCUCUACGAAUCCACAGAAUCCUUUGUAGACGUUACAGGAAUGGCGGUUUUGGGGACUUCGAUCACCUUUCUGGGCCUCGGGUGCCCGAAUCCGAGGUCAAUAAGCGUCUCACAGAAAGAGAGCUGAAUUAUGCUGCACCACACGAUCGUUUGAUUUUAUCAGCAAACCAGGUGGGUGUGAAUCGUCCAGUGGAAGAUCGCUGGACCGCUUUCCAGUCUGGCCCUUUCACGAGCGAAGGUUCGCGCCUGUCAAGUCUGGAUCUGGAAUAUGGGGGCUACAUGUUUUCAGUUUUCGACGGUCAUGGUGGUCCUGCAUGUGCUCAUGCGAUCAACCUUCUGCACCCGGACUAUUUGGUAGCCGGACUUUUGCCGCCAGGCAUAAAUGAGCAAGUACUACGAGACUUACGGUCGAUAGAGGAAUCCGUCACGACGUUCUCUCUGUGUGGCUUGUCGGAUGCACUUUGGUCACGACCGGAAGCCACAGUGACUGGUGAAUCAGAACACAUAAAGUAUCAGAAUCUUAUCAAACCGCCUUUUGCACAUAAUUCUUGUCAAUGGCCCCCCUGGGGUCCAUGGGGACCUUUACCGGGGUCUAUUCACGACCUGCACAUUGCAAAUAUGAGAAAGCUGUUGGUGGAAUCUCUCUCUUGUUCACUGGCUGAUGACGGUUCUUAUCUCGAUCACAAUGAUUACGGAGAUAUAUGUGACCCUGAAGGCUUCACUAUCGCGUCGUUCCGCUCCAUUCAAGAUGCAAUCAUUUCCGGUAGUCUUGUUAAUCCAUUUAAACGACGGUCUUCUGUUGCAGCUCGUCACGAGUUGUCCAUGCAAUAUGCAGCUGACGUGGAGGCUAUUGACAUGCUUGGUCCCGAGGUGAAUCGACUGUAUGAUCGAAUAGUCGAAGUGUCCAGAAACCUUCGCAAUAGCUUCAAACGAUUAGACAUAGACCUUUCUCAUGCGGCACAGCCUUCCCAACAUAGUGCUACUCUGGACAAGGCCCUCUUACGUAUUGUCUUUAGUGGCUGUGUUGCCACAACAGCCUUUAUUCCAAACAAUUGCAGGGAGCUGUAUGUGGCGCAGUUGAUCCGAGCGACCGGUAUCCGGAAAGCAUCUGUGUUCGAGGCCAUCAAGGAUCAGAAUGCAGCCAUUAUCUUGGGUGAUGAGGAACGCUUUGACCUGUGGACCGAACAACAGUUGUCGUGGCCAUCAGCUGUCACUCAUCUGGAACCCACGUUGAGCGUGGGAUCCCUUAUGGAGGUCGGUGAUUGUGGCGCUGUUUUGGGAAGCUUGGUUUCCGGAUCUGCACAGGCCAACCGAGCGCCACAUGAUCAUCGCUCAACGGUACUUUUGGAGUACUCGUCUUCAGAUUGGAAGGCCGAGUUGCUCAUUGAACCGCAUAAUGCAGAAAAUGCAGCUGACGUGCAGCGACUCCGAUCCAGUCAUCCGGUUCAUGAGUCCGCCUUUGUUAUUCGAGAUGAUCGACUGCUUGGUGAACUCAUGCCCUUACGUGCAUUCGGCGAUAUUCGAUUUAAAUGGCCAUCGGAAGAACUGAAACACGUGGCUCGCCUUUUAGAUCUACCUCCGAAUUACCCAAUCAUGCCAGCCUUCUAUACAACACCACCUUACCUAUCUUCCACGCCGCAAGUGGUCUGGAGACCACUGGUGCCCAGCCGAGAUUACUUCCUCAUUCUGGGGACCGACGGGUUGUGGGACAUGAUCACUCCAAAGGAGGCUGUGGAUGUCGUAGCCCGGCAUUGGUUUGAUUAUCGUUGCUAUCCCUCAGUAUGUGGACCUGGAGAUACGGCCGCCACGCGCCUAAUUCGGACAGCCCUCGGGGGAGAAACGAUGGAUCCUCAACGAAUUUCCGUGCACUUCUCUAUGCCGGCCACUGUAGCUCGAUAUUAUCGUGAUGAUAUUACUGUACUAGUUGUCUACUUACCAACAGCAUUUCGAGAGAAUCACUUCCUCUCAUAAGUUCGUCGUUUCUAUACUUGCAUGGAAUUUUCGUCGCUCUGGAAACCGGAUGGCAUCGAUCUCCAUGGCUAUUCUUGUGAUUCCUUGUAUCUAAUCUUCAUGUGCAUUUUUCUCACCUCCCAGUCGGUCGGCUUUCCGCCAUUUUUGUCUUGUCAAACCGAUGCAAGAUAUUUACUCCGAAAACGUUCCUUUCCUUCGGUCUGCUAGAAUAUGUUCUUUUGUUUGACACAAUUGCUUUCAGAUUUCCUAUGAUGUCCCAUUCGCACACGUACUAUUUUGUUGAAUAAAG
Molecule: messenger RNA, 2317 nt
Organism: Opisthorchis viverrini
Lineage: Eukaryota; Metazoa; Platyhelminthes; Trematoda; Opisthorchiida; Opisthorchiidae
Exons: 8
Coding region: 1-2028 (675 amino acids)
Biological process (GO): protein dephosphorylation
Molecular function (GO): cation binding; protein serine/threonine phosphatase activity
Source: RefSeq, a predicted model, not a curated record